Molecule: messenger RNA, 2523 nt
Organism: Psammomys obesus (fat sand rat)
Lineage: Eukaryota; Metazoa; Chordata; Mammalia; Rodentia; Muridae
Gene: Card11
Product: caspase recruitment domain family member 11
Exons: 13
Coding region: 340-2313 (657 amino acids)
Biological process (GO): positive regulation of canonical NF-kappaB signal transduction; regulation of apoptotic process
Source: RefSeq, a predicted model, not a curated record
UCUUCUCUUUCUUUCCUUUCUCCCUUGUUUCUCUCUCCUCUCUUUGAGCCCUCUUAUCCUGGGACUCCUAAAGGCGCUUCCCCGACGGUCUGCAAGGCCCCGGGAGGGUGGCAGCCUCAGCCAGGUACACGCGGGAGACCGGAUCCCAGCUCUGGAGGAAGCUGGAGGGCAACGUGGAGGAAGCACCCCGCGCCUGCAGAGCAUGAACACCCCAGAUUUUGGCCACACCCACUCCAGGUCCAACAGACUGGCCCAAAGGAGGACAGCGCGCAGCCAGAAAGCGUGACUGUCAGGUCUGGAUAACGACUCCACAGCUCUGGUUUGUAGAGCACCGACCGUAUGCCAGGAGGAGGGCCAGCUAUGGAUGACUACAUGGAGACGCUGAAGGAUGAAGAGGAGGCCCUGUGGGAGAACGUGGAAUGCAACCGGCACAUGCUGAGCCGCUAUAUCAACCCCGCCAAGCUCACUCCCUACCUGCGCCAGUGCAAGGUCAUCGACGAGCAAGAUGAGGACGAGGUGCUCAACGCGCCCAUGCUGCCAUCCAAGAUCAACCGGGCAGGCCGACUGUUGGACAUUCUUCACACCAAGGGCCAAAGAGGCUAUGUGGUCUUCCUGGAGAGCCUGGAGUUUUACUACCCGGAACUUUACAAGCUGGUGACGGGAAAGGAGCCCACCAGGAGAUUCUCCACCAUUGUGGUGGAGGAGGGCCAUGAGGGCCUCACGCACUUCCUGAUGAACGAGGUCAUCAAGCUGCAGCAGCAGGUGAAAGCCAAGGACCUUCAGCGCUGUGAGCUGCUGGCCAAGUCCCGGCAGCUGGAGGACGAGAAGAAGCAGCUGACGCUGACCCAGGUGGAGCUGCUGACCUUCCAGGAGCGGUACUACAAGAUGAAGGAGGAGCGGGACAGCUACAACGACGAGCUGGUCAAGGUCAAGGACGACAACUACAACAUAGCCAUGCGCUACGCCCAGCUCAGCGAGGAGAAAAACAUGGCGGUGAUGAGGAGCCGCGACCUCCAGCUCGAGAUCGACCAACUCAAGCACCGAUUGAACAAGAUGGAGGAGGAAUGUAAGCUGGAAAGAAACCAGUCCCUGAAGCUCAAGAAUGACAUUGAGAACCGGCCCAAGAAGGAGCAGGUGCUGGAGCUGGAGCGGGAGAAUGAGAUGCUAAAGACCAAGAUCCAGGAGCUGCAGUCCAUCAUCCAGGCUGGCAAGCGCAGCCUCCCUGACUCAGACAAGGCCAUCUUGGACAUCCUAGAGCAUGACCGGAAGGAGGCUCUAGAGGACCGGCAGGAACUGGUCAACAAAAUUUACAACUUACAAGAGGAAGUCCGCCAGGCAGAGGAGCUACGGGACAAGUACCUGGAGGAGAAGGAAGACCUGGAACUUAAGUGUUCAACCCUGGGGAAGGACUGUGAAAUGUACAAGCACCGCAUGAACACAGUUAUGCUGCAGCUGGAGGAGGUGGAGCGGGAGCGAGACCAGGCCUUCCACUCCCGAGAUGAGGCACAGACUCAGUACUCACAGUGCUUAAUCGAGAAGGACAAGUACCGGAAGCAGAUCCGGGAGCUGGAGGAGAAGAACGAUGAGAUGCGGAUUGAGAUGGUGCGGAGGGAGGCCUGCAUCGUCAACUUGGAGAGCAAGCUCCGGCGCCUGUCCAAGGACAGCGGCAGCCUUGACCAGAGUCUGCCUAGGCACCUUCCAGCCACCAUCAUCUCACAGAACUUUGGAGACACCAGCCCCAGAACCAAUGGCCAAGAAGCCGAUGAUUCUUCAACCUCAGAAGACUCUCCCGAAGACAGCAAGUACUUUCUGCCCUACCACCCACCCCGGCGUCGGAUGAACCUAAAGGGCAUCCAGGUACCCAGGGAUAUUGUCACAAGAGACGAGUUCCUCCGAAAGCAGAAGACAGAGACCAUCAUCUACUCCCGGGAAAAGAACCCCAACACCUUUGAAUGCAUCGUCCCUGCCAACAUCGAGGCUGUAGCAGCCAAGAACAAGCACUGCCUGCUGGAGGCCGGGAUCGGCUGCGUCCGUGACCUGAUCAGAUGUAAGGUGUACCCCAUCGUGCUGCUCAUCCGAGUGAGCGAGAAGAACAUCAAACGGUUCAGGAAGCUGCUGCCACGGCCGGAGACGGAGGAGGAAUUCCUGCGAGUGUGCAGGCUCAAGGAGAAGGAGCUGGAGGCGCUGCCCUGCCUCUACGCCACCGUGGAGGCUGAGAUGUGGGGUAGCGUGGAGGAACUGCUGCGUGUCCUCAAGGACAAGAUCCUGGAGGAGCAGCGCAAGACCAUCUGGGUGGACGUGGACCAGCUGUGAGCCCAUCUGGGCGUGAGCAGUGGACGCAGAGACGGGGGCCCUGCUGGGGUGGGCAGAGCCCUCGGCAGGGCCGGCAGAGCCUCCGAGGCCAGAGCGGCGGCUGGAAGUAAACUUGGGCAGGGACAGGCGACUACCUGCGAGGGGCAAGCCUCGGAAAGCCAGAGGGGCCGCCGGCCCUAGAGGAGGCACAAAGCAUGCCUCCACACAGGC